AUGCACGACCUCCAUUGUGGACCUUCACAUCAAAGUGACUGUCGCGACUCCACAGUGGCGAGUUCCGUCGUCGUUGUGAACGGAGAAAUGGAUACUGUUGGAAUAUUGGUAUGCUACAAUGGAAGUUGGGUUCGGAAGGAUAACAUUGACAGUUAUGAAGGUGGGGAGGCUAAAGGCAUAAUAGUGUCACAGAACAUAACGUUUCCCGACCUUGUUCAGCUUCCUCUAUCCUCAUCUGUCUAUAAGCACAUAAGGGUUGAAGACAAUGAUGAUGUUCAAUAUUUUGUAAAGUACAACACAGAUGUUAUGGCCUCUAAAGUAACCCCUUUAAUAGCAAGCUUGAAAAAUAUAGAAGGUCAUGGUAUUGAAGGGUGCAAUGGCAAUGUAAGCAUUGAGAGUAGCAAUGCUCCUGCUAAAUUUGGUGUGGAACAUAGAAAUGAGGUCAUUGGGGACAACGAAACUGAAAAUGGUGGAAAUGGAUUGAAUUGGACAGAUUGGGUUGAAGAUGUUAAUUUUGAAAGUGUGGAAAACAUAGUUGCUGAUUUCUGUGAACCUAGCAACGAAGAGGAACCGUACUCUGCGCCAAAUAUGCAUCGUCAUGGGGACAACAAUUUCGAACCCUCCACUGUGCAUUGUAGAUAG
This is a messenger RNA of Prunus armeniaca (apricot), 642 nucleotides long. The record is from the annotation of a GenBank genome assembly. Lineage: Eukaryota; Viridiplantae; Streptophyta; Magnoliopsida; Rosales; Rosaceae.